Messenger RNA from Ciona intestinalis (vase tunicate), 1377 nucleotides. NCBI's taxonomy places the organism in Eukaryota, Metazoa, Chordata, Ascidiacea, Phlebobranchia, Cionidae. The record is from RefSeq and is a predicted model, not a curated record.
UUUUGUAGAUUCUUUACUUUUUACGUGUGUCUGAUAUUGCAUUAAAGGAAACAUGACAAGAAAUCUUCUGAUCGCGUCUAUUGUCAACAUGAGCCUCGGAGGACUCUUUAUAUUAAUCGGCUUUGUAACUCCGGCGUGGGUUAUUUUUACUGACGGUUCGGUCGGCUUGUUGGGCGCAUGUACAUAUUCUAGAUGUGCAAGUUACAUCAGUCGUCCGGCAAAGUUAUCGGCUGCUCUGGCAUUGUUAGUUCUCUCGUUCAUAAUGGAAUUUGUCGGAGUUAUUUUAGUUGGGGUUGGAUGCGGGUGUUCUGGUCCAAAGAAAAAUCUGAUUUUGGGUGGAUCCGUACUCUCUAUUGUAUCAGCAUUCUUCGCAGUCGUUGGGCUCGGAGUCGCUGUUUCAUAUUUCUUCAGCGUUUUCUCCACUGUUACCUUGGGCUAUAGCUUCGGAAUGACACUGCUAGCCGUCAUAUUGGCGGUGGUAGCUGGAACACUGGGGAUCAAAGCUUACAAGACAUUUGAGAACUAGGUGUUUUUAGAGAGGGGAUUCUGAAACGGAAAAUCUCAAAAUUUCUUACUUGGACCAAAUAAAACCAAAAUCUCUUGUUUGCCACUUUUUGUUUUACACCUAUAUAACCUAGUUGAUUAUCUACAGAUAUAUAUGCUUGUGUAUACGAAGUAUUAUGGGGUGGGGAAAGAUGUGACACCUUUUUAUUCUAUUUUCCUGUCCCAUUUAGUAGUAAAUAAAGAACAUUCGAAGAAUUACUAAGCCCUAUACCGUUGUUGUUAAUUGUAUAAAUUACGAACAUGAUAAUUGGAUAUUAUAAGUUAAAGGUGUCCCAUCUUACCUUCCAGUACUAAACGUUGUAAGAUUCGAAUUAAGCGUCGCUUUAACGUUUGAUUCUUGCUAAAAAGUUACUAUAUAUAGUAGGUUGGGGGAAGAUGGGACAGCUUUUCAUUCUAUUUUCUCGUCCCAUUUGAUAGUAAACAAAGAACAUUCAAAGAACUAUAAAACUGUAACCUCAGGACUCCCAUAGACCGUUGUUAAAUGUUUAAAUCCCGAUCAGGAUAUUUGGAUAAUACGUGUUAAAGGUGUCCCAUCUUCCACCAACCCUACUAUACACAUUAAGUCAAGUUUCCAAUAAAACCGUAAGACGAACUACAUUAACCGUAAUGACUGGGAAUUUCUUAUUAAAUGUUAACAAAGUUGCUGUGCGCCUAAAAAAAACUAUGUAUAAAUAAAAUAAAAAUAAAAUUAGCAUUUUAACUAAACCAUACAUAGAGCAUAUUUUUUCUCGAUUUUGUUUUGCAUUUAAUUGUGUACCUGUCAAUUUGCGAGUGCACGUAUAUAAGCAUAUAAUAAAUCAUUUAAUCGGUUUA